AUGAUGGGAAGUCACCCAACUCUCACAAAUGAGUACCCGGGACGGCGGCGGCCCACCGCCAACCAGCCUCGCCAGGUGUCGCGCCGGCGCCUUAUCCUGGCGGCGUACGACCGGGUGCGGGGGAGGCUGCACAACAGCCGAGCGCUCCUGGAGGGUACCGGCAUCCAGCUGUACCCUCUCAACGAGAGCACGCUCGGCAAGUGGUUCAAGGACCGGACGCGUCUGGACGAGGUCCGCACGCUGCUGCAGGGCCGGGACCUGCCUGCCGAGCAACCCUUUGCGGCAGAACACCUACCCGCAGCAGCGACGCGUCCGGUCACGCCUCGCCCACGGCAGCAUCCGGCCGUGCAGCUGCCGGAGCCAGCCGACACCGUUGGCGAGACGUCGCACCGCCAGUUGUCGUGGUGCUGCCGUACGUUGCCGGUGACCCAGCCGCCCUCCAGCGCCUCCUAG
Pollicipes pollicipes is the source of this 453-nucleotide messenger RNA. RefSeq lists its product as uncharacterized. NCBI's taxonomy places the organism in Eukaryota, Metazoa, Arthropoda, Thecostraca, Pollicipedomorpha, Pollicipedidae. Bases 1 to 453 code for a protein of 150 amino acids. The record is from RefSeq and is a predicted model, not a curated record. The transcript has 4 exons.